AUGGCUAAAAGUAGCAAGACGCCGGAUGCAAAGGAGCAACAUGGCAACAAGGGUACGCGGUCUGGCCUAGCAGUCGGCUCCAAGAGCGAGGUUUUCCAUCACAUUCAUCUUCCGAGAGUCAACAAAGAGGAGCUCGAUAACAAGUCCAAGAACUCGGAAAUAAGCAAAGAGAGGAGGGCUUUACAUGGUCCGAGGGCCUUUCCGGGAUCGCCUUCAACCAUCAAAGAGAGCUGGACUCUCAGCGCUGUCACCAAGCCUGUGUCAAGAGACAACGAGAGAAGACCUGCGCACCUCUCGUCCUCCAGGAAGUCGAUAAACAUACAAAUCGAAAGGUCCAGGAAGCAACUGGAGAGCAGUUCUUCCACCGGCUCCAAGAUGCAAUACCUCUCCUGCCGAUGUCCUAUAAGCCGAUCCUCACCGGUCGACACCCGCUGCACCGCCCGUUGCCGCCAAUCCCAGACGAAAACGGUUCCAAGCCAGAUACGGACGACCAACCACCUCCGGUCCCACCGCACGUUGUGCUCCAUCGAAGGAAAGCCAUCACUUUGCACGCGUACGAUGAAUUGGACUCACCAACCGAACGAUGCACAUCGGCCACGGAGGCUCCGGCAGGCACCUAUCUCGGCCGAGAAACAUUGUAUUCCGGCUGGUAACCUGCGAGAUGUGAUACUGUUUGUAGCUCAGUCACGGAUCAAUACCCGGCAUCCUAACAAAUGGCCCGGCCUGGUUUUGAACGUUGCCGCAUGUCGUGAGGGUGAUGGAGGCGAGAGUGGGAGUGUGGCAGCGCUUCGACCGGGUUUGUGA
Neurospora crassa OR74A is the source of this 804-nucleotide messenger RNA. RefSeq lists its product as hypothetical. The transcript is spliced from 2 exons. The coding region runs from base 1 to 804 and encodes 267 amino acids. Lineage: Eukaryota; Fungi; Ascomycota; Sordariomycetes; Sordariales; Sordariaceae. The record is from RefSeq and is a predicted model, not a curated record.